Molecule: messenger RNA, 2713 nt
Organism: Belonocnema kinseyi
Lineage: Eukaryota; Metazoa; Arthropoda; Insecta; Hymenoptera; Cynipidae
Product: calmodulin-like
Exons: 7
Coding region: 683-1543 (286 amino acids)
Molecular function (GO): enzyme regulator activity; calcium ion binding
Source: RefSeq, a predicted model, not a curated record
GCGCCGCGACUGCAAGGAGAGCACCUGCCGGCCUUUCAGGUCGAUCGAAAUAAGACGAAAAAUAAAUAAAUAGAAAUACAAAAAUAAACACGAUAUUUACAAAUCAAUCCAAAAUUAAAUAGCUGAAUUUUAUUAUCAGGAGAUCCAAAAACGUGUGUUGUAAAUGACACGUGUCAGAUUUCCUUCUUGAACCAACCUUUUCAAAAUCUAAUCGUGAUUGUAUCCAGAUUAAUAAAAAAGAAUUCUUGCAAGAAAUUAAGCUUUACUUGACUUUUUUGAGUGUGAGUGGAGUGGUCAAGUUUAAAAUUAUAGAAUUCAGAGACCAAUUGCAAAUUUAGAAAGAGUUGUGUAGGAAAAGUAAAGGGAGCAAAAAGCUGCAAGGAGAGCCCUGAUGCCGAGUUGAACCACGUGCGAAUAUUGUAUCCAUCGCGAAGAACCAGAAGAGUUCUCAAGAGUGAAACUCUGUGAAAAGAGGGAGGGAAAAAUAAAAAAGAGGUGAUAAGGGAAAUUAAAUUUUUUGCAAGAUUGUCGUGUGUUGUGGUCGAAAAAGGGAAGCGACAUCGGGCCCGGAUGCUCGCAAGAACGAGACGCCGAAGACGCAGUCACGUUGGAAGGGAAAAUAUUGACGGCCGUCAACAAGUUUCUGACGACAUCCCCUUUGAUUAACAAAGUCAAGCUCCUUAUGACACGUCAGAGCAGUGGUGUCGGGGACAACAACGAAGAGGAGGAAGCGGGUGGUUCGUCAACAAAGACGUUGACGCCUACGACACCCCCAGCUGGAAGAGGGCCAACAGAAAUUAUGGGGUCCAUUCGUGCUGUUAUAAUGGAUUCCAGUUGUAAUGCUAGACUUCGAAGUCCUGAAGAACAUCGAGUGGAUGCAAUAUUGCAACGAGAAUCUGGGGGAUCCACUUCUACUUCAGUUUCCGCAAUUCCAUCCGCAUCAGGGAUUUCCGCCAGAAUUUCUACUAGCGUCCUUUUUACCCUUCCGGCGACGCCUGAGCGGUUAGUCUCAAAGAAGAUGCCAACCAUUUCCAAGUCUCAAAUGAAGGAAUUCAGAGAAGCCUUCAGGCUCUUCGAUAAAGAUGGAGAUGGCAGCAUCACGAAGGAGGAACUUGGUCGGGUGAUGCGUUCCCUUGGCCAGUUUGCGAGAGCAGAAGAACUCAGAACGAUGCUUCAGGAAAUAGAUAUCGAUGGUGAUGGAAACGUGAGCUUCGAGGAGUUUGUGGAAAUUGUCAGCAAUAUAGGAGGAGAGAGUGCAGCCGCACCUACUGAUCAAGAUCAAGAAGAACAAGAACUGAGAGAUGCCUUUCGGGUUUUCGACAAGCAUAAUCGAGGGUAUAUCACAGCCUCCGAUCUGAGAGCUGUUCUUCAAUGUCUGGGCGAGGAUCUUUCCGAAGAAGAAAUUGAGGAUAUGAUAAAGGAAGUCGACGUUGAUGGCGACGGACGAAUCGAUUUUUAUGAAUUCGCACACGCCUUAGGCGAGCCAGGAAUAGAUGAAGACGAGGAAGACGAAGAAGAGGACCCUCAAUCGCCCACAUUCUGAAGACCUGAUUAUCUUCUUCAGUCUCUCUAAUCCUCAAACGAUACGAAUCAAAGCACUUGUCAGCGAAGCAAUAUCUCACCAGUAUCUUAUAUCAUCUUAUCUCAAAAUUAUCAAUUUUCCUUCUUCGGAAAUUUUUGAAAAUUCUUUUAUAGCUAAACUUUAUCUGGUAUGGAACUUCUUGGUUUUAAAUUUGAAUGCAGAAUGCCUAACAGAGAUGUGCUCACAUUUAUUUUAUACGGAUGCUCAAAUAACUCAGUUUAAGAUUAUUCUAAUUUAUAUUAUUCACGUUUAAAUUUUUCAGAAGUCUUGGAAAAGUUGAUUUCAAUUAGAAAAGUUGUGUUUUGUUUAGUAAUUAGUUACUUUUUUGGUAACGUUACUUUUAUAAAUAAGCAGAGAGCGGAUGAGCGCAUCUCUGCUAUGAAGCUUUGCCGCUGGUCUAUUUGAAUGUGAGAGACUAGCUGCGCUCAUGAGCUAACUUUGCAGUCGCAAAAAUCCGCUCUCUAUAAAUAGGUAACGAAUUCGUAACUAGUUUAAAAAAUGUCAGUUGCAGUAACUAAAAAACUAGUUUAUUUUUUAUUUUUCACUGUUUAAAUUGUGACAAAUUUCGAAAAAUUAUUGCUGUUAAAAAUAAACGAAGAAUAGACAGGGCUACCACAGUCGGAUUUACUUUAAAAUAGUAACCUAUUUAAAAUGAAUAGUUAAAAAUGACUCAUUUACUAUUCAGUUGAAAAGAAUGCGCUAAAUUUUAUAAGAAUUCUAACUAAAUUUAAACGAAUUUAGGAUAAAAUUAAAAAUUAAACAAUGAGUUUAUGAAUUAAAUAAAAUUCAAGUGAAUUGAGAGGUAUUCAAGGGAAAUAAAACCAAUUCGGUGAAAAUCGUGAAAAUUGAAGUAAAUAGAAAAAAAUCUAAAAUAUUCCAAUGAUUUCAGUAAUAUUAGUGUGAAUUUAGAAUAAUUUAACGGAAUUCGAGAGAAUUUGAUUAAAAUCAUAAGAAAUUGAAAUAAUAUAAUUGCACAAAAGUAUUACAUAAAAAAAUUUCCGCUGAGGAUGGCACAGCAUUCAGGAAGAAUUCAAAAGACUUUAGUUAAGUUAACAACAAAAAAUAAUAAAUAAAAUUCGAGUGAAUUUAGAGAAAUUUGGAGAAAAUAAAACGAGGGACUUUUAAAAAUCA